Gamsiella multidivaricata is the source of this 1224-nucleotide messenger RNA. Its product is annotated as Fms-interacting protein-domain-containing protein. Gene Ontology annotation, cellular component: THO complex part of transcription export complex. Bases 459 to 1175 code for a protein of 238 amino acids. The record is from RefSeq and is a predicted model, not a curated record. The transcript has 2 exons. NCBI's taxonomy places the organism in Eukaryota, Fungi, Mortierellomycota, Mortierellomycetes, Mortierellales, Mortierellaceae. Gene Ontology annotation, biological process: positive regulation of DNA-templated transcription, elongation; mRNA export from nucleus. Gene Ontology annotation, molecular function: mRNA binding.
CGGUCACGAUGCCAUAAAGUUAUAGUCCAAGUUGUUUGUUUUGAGGGUCCUUGCAGCUUUGCAUCAUCUUUCACGACCAUCGCCCCUUUCAAGAAUUAACAUGACACCAACUGCAACUGUCGAGCAUUAUCCUGAGAGCGUGGCCCGCUUAUGUGCGGAGCUUCAGAGACUGUCCGCAGAGAUUGUUGAGACACGGAAGAGGAUAGGAGGAUUUCCAGCAUCUCAAAAGGGAGACGAUGAUAACGCCAUGGAGGUAGACCAAGUAGAGGUAUGGACUAGCGGCGCAAACGACUGGAGGACAGCAGAAAAGGCUGGGAGGAACCAGCCUACACCCUAUAUUUGAACUUGAAUGCAGCACUACAUUCACAGCUUGCGUGAGUGUUCAUGGAGAUGAGCUCGAGGCACUGAUCAGGAUAUAUUUUUUUCUUUUGUUACAGAGCAAAGCUGCUGUGGAUCCGAUGCUUCAACAAAGGCUUUCAGAAGGUGUUCGGACGGGCAACAUGCUCCUUUCGCUCCUCAAGACGCUCAACCGCGACGUCUUGUUGCAAGAGCGUGACCUCAAGAAUGACCUGACAGAGCAGAAACUAAGUGUUGGCCAGGUCGAUCUAGGCUAUCAAAACAUCAAAUACCAACGCAAAUAUCUGCUGAACGAGAUAUCGCGUUGUCGAGACAUGCAAACACUGUACCAGGAUGUGCCCCUCGUACCAUUGGAGGAGUUCAGGGAAAAGGCGCCAGAGCACUUGGUUCAGAGCGCGACAGAUGAUCACCAGCUGAUGCUGAACCGUCUUCAGUUCGAGCUCGAGGAGAGGAAGCGAUUUGAUGCAGAAAAGAGGCGACUUCUGACUGUUAAGUUGCAACUGACUAAGGCCAAUAAGAUCCGUAGGACACAAAUCAACAAGGCAGAGAAACAAUUGGAGGAGUAUAUUCAGUCUAGUCAGUCCCUUCAGGAACUUUUUAGAGAGCCUGUCGAACCUGUUCGGACGCAUAAGGAAAUCCUGCUUGCGGAGGCGAACGCGGCAUUAGCAUCAUCAGGAGCGACUACAACAGAUGGGGCGUUAUCUUCAACGAUGAGCAAUGGAGACGCAACCAUGGGUUCUCCAUCGCAAGACGAAAAAGCACAUAUUGAGACGGAGACUGGAGUCGAUCUUCAGUCGAGGAGACAUGGGGAAGAAUAAUCAUGUACAGCUUCUUCCUGCAAUAAAGCAAAUGUUCCAACAUCUAUAA